UAAUAGUAGAUCAUGGCAAGAUUACAAUUUGAAGUUGAGCUGGCAGCAGACGAAGAUCCGAAGAAUAACAUCAUAAUUAUAAAAUCAAUAACAAAUGAGAAUGGAAUAACAUAUCUCAUACCGCCAAGUUUCCAAGCAGCAAAACACCAUCUUCAAUUGACAAAGCUACCAGAAUUUUUGAAAAUAAAGAAGACAUUACAGAGAAGAAGUCAUAAUAGAAAGGUGUGGAUGUCCGUGCCAAGUGAAAUAUUAGCACUGUACAUGGAUGAUGCUGGAAAUAUGGUGUUUAAUGAUUACUUAUUACAAGAAUUGACUCAAGUCACAAGCCAAUCUAUUACAGAUGGAAAAUUAUUAGAAAAUUUGGAGAAGUUAAGUGAUAAAUCCAAUGUCAACAAAGAAAAACAUAACAAUUUAAGCAAAUUACAUGAAAAAUUUGUUUUGAAGAAGUUUGAUAACAAGACCACUAAUGCCAAACAAUGGUUGCAGAGUUUUGAAAGUGAAUUUACUAGAUUUGAUAUAAAUGGUGAUACAGAGAAAAUUAGUGCUUUGAGACUAUUUUUGAAUGACUCAGAAAGUGACUGGUAUGAGUCUAUGUUAAUUAAACACAGUUUAAACUCGCUGUGGAAAACAUGGCAAGUGAGUUUUCUAAACACGUUUGCAGAUAAAAGUUGGUCCUCUGUGACAUAUGCACUGAGUUACAAAUAUUUAAAUGGCUCCCUGCUGGAAUAUGCAUUAAAAAAGCAGAGACUCUUACUAGAAUAUAAUAGUGAUAUAGACACCAGAACUCUCACUGACUUAAUUGUCAUAGGAUUGCCAACUCAUAUUACAAGUAAACUAGAUAGACAAGAAGUGACAGACCCAACUCUACUGUUUAGUGCUCUACGGAUGCAUGAAAAUCAGAAUAAAACUGUACAAAAACAUUUUACUGAGAAGAAAAGCUCUACUAAAUCAGAAGGGGAAUAUAAAAAAAAAACACCAUGUCAAAUAUGUUACAAGAUGGGAAAGAAAAACAGAUUUCACUUUGAAGAUUUAUGCUGGUUCAAAGAAGACAAGAACAGUAACGGCACUGUAAAACAUUGCAAGAAUGUGAUGUUGGAAAUUGAUGAAUUUGAGGAUACAAAAAACUAAAUAUUCCCCCACUAAUAGAAGUUGAGGUUAUACUGAAUGACACACUGAAAUGCACAGGUAUUUAUGACCCUGGCUCAAAU
This is a messenger RNA of Spodoptera exigua (beet armyworm), 1208 nucleotides long. Lineage: Eukaryota; Metazoa; Arthropoda; Insecta; Lepidoptera; Noctuidae. The record is from the annotation of a GenBank genome assembly.